ACAAAAUAUCCGUGGAAAGAAACCCCAAAAUUGGGUGUUAAGACUACAUUAGCAAUUGCUUUUCGAUUAAAUUUAUUUGUCCCUUAUCUAAUUCUAGUGACUAUAUGCAAUUCAUAGUUUUGUCGCCCUUUUGAUGGAUUCAAGUCAUGUUUCUACCGAUUCGAAACAGACAAAACUCUGCCUGAUAGCAUGGAUAUUCACUGGAAUGGCCAUCAUCACCGCCAUGACCAAGCUCUUUACAACAGUCCUUAUGUUUCGCAGACCAGACUGGGACGACCUAAUGAUUGUCUUCUCUUUGGUUGGCAGCAUUGCUGCGUCUUCCCUGGUGCAAACCUCGGCGGAUCUUGGCUUGGGGCGUCACACAGCAGCCGUUGCUUCAGAACCUGGAGGAACUCAGAGGAUGGUCAAGACAAAGAUCCUUCAGGUGGUCGGCUAUCCCUUUAAUAUCAUGGCCUACAGUCUUCCCAACGCAGUCAUUCUAAUCCUCAUCGAACGACUCGUCGGUAAAACGAAAACCAUCUCCCGUCGAUUCCUCCGCGUUGUCGUUGCCAUCCAGAUCAUGCUGGCUCUAGCAUCAGUAAUCAUCACCUUCGUUCAGUGUCGACCGACCAAGAUGCUGUGGGAUCAGUCAGCGCAAGGAGAAUGCUGGAGUCCGCAUGUCUUCAACUACACGUCCUAUGCCGUCAGCGGCUUCACUGUCUUUACCGACCUCGUCCUUGCGAUUGUCCCUAUACACGCUUUCUGGAAGCUGCAACUCAAGGUGCAGGAGAAAUUGGAGAUCACUUUCAUGUUGGGACUGACAUUUCUCUCUGCGAUUUUCACCAUCAUCAAAGCUACAUACUUGGAUACAUUCAACGACAGAACAGACCCUUUGUAUAACGUUGUAACUUUGAUCGUCUGGGGCUUAAUUGAGCAGAACAUUGUCAUCAUGGCAGCAAGUGUCCCAACUCUGAGGCCACUCCUCCGACUUAUCAAGGACAAGUAUCCUAUGCGAAGUGCUGUCGGAUACAUAAAGAGCGGUAGUGGGACCGAUCCGAAGCACAACGCAUCUAUCUCAGAGAUCCCUUUAGGCAAUGUUCAGCAAAAGACGGAACAAGGAAGUGAACCAAGCUGGGAGACGCAGAGUUCCUCCGAGGAGUUAAAUGGAAGGAGAGCUACACCACCAUUCGAGUAGUACAACUGGUUCAGAUGAAUUGGAAAGGAGAUGUGUAGCAUAAAAGGUUUACUGAUCACCCUAGUGAUGUAAAGUCUCACGAUAAAUCAUUGAAAUAUUAGAUUCAUUCA
Molecule: messenger RNA, 1284 nt
Organism: Fusarium odoratissimum NRRL 54006
Lineage: Eukaryota; Fungi; Ascomycota; Sordariomycetes; Hypocreales; Nectriaceae
Exons: 4
Coding region: 134-1174 (346 amino acids)
Source: RefSeq, a predicted model, not a curated record